GUCCUCUCUCUCUCUCCUUAUUUUUCUUCUUCUCCUAUCUAUCCCCCAUACCUUUCUCGGCAAUUUGGCUAAGAUUUUUGGAGGUCUCCUUCGACGGCAAGAGAAUACGAACGCCCUUCCAUGGACUUCCUGUUGGUUUGCAUCUAAUGGUAAAAGCAAAGCACAGGCGGCUGGCAGCAAUUGCCAGAAAUAAAGAUAAUGUUCUUGGUAGCCUGGUUGAUGCUUCCAUCUCUGGGACUGAUGAAGAAGAUAGUUGGGUGAUAGUUAAGAAGCAGAGGAUUACCAUCCUUGUUCCUCCUUUAUCAGCACCCAUUAAUUCUAAAACCAGAAGGCUUCGAACGAAUAAAUUACUAGCCAAGUCCAAAAAAACGGCUAAAUGCAGAUCGGUAGUUCAAGUUGAAAAACAUCCUUGUAUGUCUUCAGAGGAUGGACGGAAGAAACCCUCUCCACUAGCUUCCAAUGAGAAUGUUCAAAUUGAUGGAAGAAGUCUUGCCUGUCUACCUGAUCCUGAAAAAGAAAAGUUACAACCGACUGCUACAACCAAAAGACUCCGAACAAAUAAAAUGAAAGUUAAGCCCAAAAGAAUAGUGAAGUGUAGAUCACUGGUCCCAGAUGAGACACAUCCUAGCAAGAAUUUAGAGGAUGGAUGGGAGAAAACCUCUGCACUAGCUUCCACAGUGGAUAUUCAAAUCGAAGGAGCAACUCUUGCCCUUCGACCUGAUUCCGUAGUAGAUAUGUUACCUCAGCCAGCUACCACAGCAAGGUUGGAUGUGCCAGAUCGACUUGUUCAAGAAUCAUUAAUGCAACCACCAAGUUUAGAUUUUAUUUAUGAAGAAAAUAUGCUUGAUACAUUUAGAUCCUUGAAAACAACAGGGGCACCAAGAGUUUCUGAUGAAAUGAAGCAGCCAUCUCUUCCUUCAUUUCCUUGUGACGAACAUGUGUUUGGCACCUAUACACCAUUGAAAUCAGUAGUACCACCUACGGUUUCUGAAAAUAUUAAGCAGCCAUUUCUUCCUCCAAAUGCUUGUCAUGAUGCAGUUGGCUGCGUGCUCAGGGGUUCACUGCAGAAUCGAAGGAUGCGGGCCUUGAACCUUGAGAGGAAGCUGGAAAGCGCUGGUGGGUUGAGUAAGUGGUUGGUGAUGCAGGGUCUGGGACAAUUUGUACAAAUCUUUCGGAGAAAAAAUGUCAAUAAAUUUCAGUUGGUGAAUCUGACCAUGAGCAAGCUCAAAGAUAUGGGUGCAGAUGCAGUGGGUCCCAGGCGAAAACUAAUACAUGCCCUUGAUUGUCUCUGUCAGCCAUACCAGUUUUAAGAUUUAUAGAUGCACCAAUGGUUCAGAGUUAAUAUUUUGCAACCAGUUGGAUUUGAUGGACCGAAGAAGUUAAGGUUGCUGCUUUUUGAUGGAGAUUUGGUAGGUGAAUCAAAGUUGCUG
Telopea speciosissima is the source of this 1430-nucleotide messenger RNA. RefSeq lists its product as uncharacterized. The transcript has 2 exons. The coding region runs from base 147 to 1310 and encodes 387 amino acids. Lineage: Eukaryota; Viridiplantae; Streptophyta; Magnoliopsida; Proteales; Proteaceae. Gene Ontology annotation, molecular function: protein binding. The record is from RefSeq and is a predicted model, not a curated record.